GCGUUGAGCUAUGUCUGGGGUGAAGCGCAGCCAUACAGCACAACUACGCAGAAUAUUGAUUCGUACAUUCACGAUGGCAUCAAUGCGUUGCCCCUUCCGCAAACCAUUCUCGACGCAAUUUUGACAACCAACCGGCUCGGGGCAGAUUAUCUGUGGGCCGAUACGUUAUGUAUCAUCCAGGACUCUGACGAUGACAAAAUCCACGAGCUGUCACACAUGCGGAAUGUCUACCGCCACUCCUACUUAACUAUCAUUGCCGCGAGCGCGCAUCGUGUCAGCGAGGAAUUCUUGAAGAACCGCAAAGAGCCCCAAAGACAAGAUAGCCAAGCCCUGCGUUCCAUGCUUCCUGAAAUGACUGGAACAGUGUCACUUGUAGAAUCCGACGACACGCUAUACACACUCUCAAUAGAGCCAAUCCACUCACGUGGUUGGUGCAUGCAGGAGUACUUCCUUCCCCCACGUGAACUCAUAUUUGCGUCACACACACUGCAAUAUCGUUGCCAGAGAUCCACGCGGAACAUAGCCGGCGCAGAUUAUCCAUUGUGGGUUGAUGCGGCAGAGCCUCCUCCCCUUCACUACCUCCGAAAGUCACCAAAGACGCCUGAGGAGACAGAGGCUCUCCACAAGGUGUGGAAAUAUACUGUCGAGAACUACACCCACCGCAGCAUAUCUGUGUCUGGAGACAAGUUAAUUGCGAUUGCGUCGCUCGCUGAGGAAUUCCACGACGUCAUUCAAACUCCUUACCUCGCAGGUCUCUGGAAAAGCACGCUCCUUAGCGACCUACUUUGGCACAAGGGCAGCGCGAUACAUUGUUUUGAACGACCGAAGGAGUACCGAGCGCCAUCGUGGUCCUGGGCAACGCCAAGGUUAAAAGCGGGGACACAUCAUUCGUUGGCGAAAGCGGGAUAUUCGUCGCCGAAGUUGUGUGGUGCGAAACGACGCUGCGAAGUAGCGAGCUUAUCUUUAGCGCAGUCGCUGCAGGCAUACUUGUUCUACGCGCACCUGUGGUAA
Coniophora puteana RWD-64-598 SS2 is the source of this 1011-nucleotide messenger RNA. RefSeq names its product HET-domain-containing protein. NCBI's taxonomy places the organism in Eukaryota, Fungi, Basidiomycota, Agaricomycetes, Boletales, Coniophoraceae. The transcript has 2 exons. The annotation marks the transcript as partial. The record is from RefSeq and is a predicted model, not a curated record.